CACGUGACUCCAUAGUCCUAGCAGUUCCCCGCCACAGCUCCGCACUGUACUCGGGAAGCCAGCCAUGUGUGCUGCUCCGCUCGCCGCUGCAACGGCGGCCUCGCGCUCCGUGUAUGCUUUCUCCGCGCGCCCGCUGGGCGGUGGGGAGCCCCUGAGCCUGGGUUCCUUGCGGGGCAAGGUGCUGCUCAUCGAGAAUGUGGCAUCGCUCUGAGGCACAACGGUCCGGGACUACACCGAGAUGAACGAGCUGCAGCGGCGCCUCGGGCCCCGGGGCCUGGUUGUGCUCGGCUUCCCGUGCAACCAGUUCGGGCAUCAGGAGAACGCUAAGAACGAAGAGAUCUUAAAUUCCCUCAAGUACGUCCGACCCGGCGGCGGGUUCGAGCCCAACUUCACGCUUUUUGAGAAGUGCGAGGUGAACGGUGCGCAAGCGCACCCUCUCUUCGCCUUCCUGCGGGAGGCUCUGCCUGCCCCCAGUGACGAUGCCACUGCGCUCAUGACCGACCCCAAGUUCAUCAUCUGGUCUCCCGUGUGCCGCAACGACAUCGCCUGGAACUUCGAGAAGUUCCUGGUGGGCCCAGAUGGUGUGCCCGUACGCCGGUACAGCCGCCGCUUUCCAACCAUCGAUAUCGAGCCUGACAUCGAAGCCCUGCUGUCCCAGGGGCCAGGCCGUGUCUAGGCAACCUUCUUGUCCCUGCUGCUUGGCAGUCACAGCGCUGCCCUCUGGGGAUUUCGUCCAUGACGGUGUUGCCUCGAAAUCUGCAUGGAGGAACGCCUGAUUUCCAGGAAAAUCCCUCGAGCUGGGCGCUUCUUGGCCAUUCCAGCACUCCCUCCCUAACAAGGCUCCUCAGUAAUAAAGUGUUGGGUGUCAGCA
Neogale vison (American mink) is the source of this 871-nucleotide messenger RNA. It is a transcript of the gene GPX1, whose product is annotated as glutathione peroxidase 1. The transcript has 2 exons. Lineage: Eukaryota; Metazoa; Chordata; Mammalia; Carnivora; Mustelidae. The record is from RefSeq and is a predicted model, not a curated record. Gene Ontology annotation, cellular component: mitochondrion; cytosol. Gene Ontology annotation, molecular function: glutathione peroxidase activity. Gene Ontology annotation, biological process: response to hydrogen peroxide; hydrogen peroxide catabolic process; response to selenium ion.